AUGAUUUUCCCAAAUAAGAUUAGAACUAUUGAAGAUUUAAAAGAAAGAUACUACUCAGUGUGUAAAAAGAUUUUACAAAUAAAACCAUCACAACCCGGUAAUAAUCAACAAGACAAAGGUGCAAUUAUUGCAUUGAAUACUUAUGAUAAAAGUAAAGGAAGAAAAAAGAAAAAAAAAUUUACGUCAUUUCAAAAAAGAAAGAAAUCAUUUCAUAAUGGUCCAUUAACACCUAUUGUUGAAUUUAAUGGAUCAUCAAGAGCUUUCAAUCUAUCUGCUAGGGAUUUGCUUAAAAGACAACAACAAAACCAACAUUAUCGUACAUCAACUUCAACCACUACUGUAUCAGAGCCUCAUUCAAAAGUUGAAGCCAUAAUACCUAUACAUACACGGUGUGAAAAAUUCCCAAUAAGAGCAUCAGUUAGAAGGUAUCUUCCCACUGUACCAACUGAAAGUGUUUGUGGUAAAUGGACAGAAUUACAAAAGGCUAUUCAAAACUUGUUAGAUUUAAAAAAAAAUCUUGAAAAACAAGAAAAUGAAUUGAAGACAAAACAAGUAACCUUGCAAAAAGCAAAAUCGAGUAUCAUCGAUAGCUCUAACGUCAACAAUUCAUUGACAAAUGGAUCCAAGUCACCUCGAAGGUAUCUUCCCACUGUACCAACUGAAAGUGUUUGUGGUAAAUGGACAGAAUUACAAAAGGCUAUUCAAAACUUGUUAGAUUUAAAAAAAAAUCUUGAAAAACAAGAAAAUGAAUUGAAGACAAAACAAGUAACCUUGCAAAAAGCAAAAUCGAGUAUCAUCGAUAGCUCUAACGUCAACAAUUCAUUGACAAAUGGAUCCAAGUCACCUCGAAGUAACAAGAAAUUAAGAAAUUAA
This is a messenger RNA of Entrophospora sp. SA101, 873 nucleotides long. The record is from the annotation of a GenBank genome assembly. NCBI's taxonomy places the organism in Eukaryota, Fungi, Glomeromycota, Glomeromycetes, Entrophosporales, Entrophosporaceae.